Molecule: messenger RNA, 3557 nt
Organism: Cololabis saira (Pacific saury)
Lineage: Eukaryota; Metazoa; Chordata; Actinopteri; Beloniformes; Belonidae
Gene: ptcd1
Product: pentatricopeptide repeat domain 1
Exons: 8
Coding region: 156-2210 (684 amino acids)
Biological process (GO): tRNA 3'-end processing
Cellular component (GO): mitochondrial matrix
Molecular function (GO): protein binding; tRNA binding
Source: RefSeq, a predicted model, not a curated record
AUCGUGUCAUGAAAGCAUCGUGGUUCCCUAUGGGUUCAAGCUAAAGUACAGCUUCCUAGAAAACACACACUUAUGUUGGAUAAACAUUGUAGUUUAUUGUAUCGUAAGUAAUUAGACAUGUUUACUUGAUUUGCACUAACGUAAGAGUGUUAAGUAUGUUGAGAACCUGUUCGUGCCUGAGGAAAUGGAGCAGUAUAUCUGCUGCCAGGCUGUGGAGCUCCGCAGCAGCGGGGGCAGCAACAACCCCACACCGGUCCUGCAGGGUCCUCACGCCGGCUCCAUGCACGGCCCGGUUUGUGUCCCUGUCCGCGGCCUCCAGGGGGGACGUGGAGCCGCUGGACUCCAGCUCUGUCUCCCAGCAGGAGAGGUUCGGCUCCCUGUCCGCUGACAUGUCCUCCAGGAGGUCCUUCAGGAAGACCAGCCCGGACCUGCUGGCCCUGCAGCACCGGGACCAGGCUGUGGAGGGAGAGGACCAGGCUGGAGACCAGGCUGGAGAGCAGGGGAAACCUGUCAGGAGGACCAGGAGGAGAAACACUCCCUACUGGUACUUCCUGCAGUGCAAGAAACUCAUCAGAGAGAAGAAGCUGCAGGAGGCCCUGGAUUUUUUCAGCAGAGACAUGCUGCAGGGAGAGAAGCUGCAGCCAGAGGAGUUCAACUACUCAAUCCUGAUCGGGGGCUGCGGUCGAGCUGGACAACUCAAAAAGGCCUUCAGACUCUACAAUGACAUGAAGAAGCGAGGUCUGGAGGCUUCAGAUGCGACCUACACUGCACUGUUCAACGCCUGCGCCGAAUCGCCUUCAAAGCAAGCUGGUCUCCAUCAAGCACUGGAACUGGAGCAAGAACUGCGUCGCAAACGCUACCCUCUGAGCACCAUCACGUACCACGCUCUUCUCAAGGCUCACGCCGUCACCAACCACCUUCAGGCCUGUAUCCACACGCUCAGGGAGAUGCUUCAGAAUGGACAUGCUGUUACUCAGAAGACGUUUCACUUCUUGCUGAUGGGCUGCUGGAAAGACAAAGAAACAGGGUUCAGACUGGCUUUACAGGUGUGGCGCCAGAUGCUACUCUCUGGGAUUCUUCCGGACUCGAAGAACUAUAACCUGCUCUUAAGAGCUGCCAGGGAUUGUGGGAUUGGCGAUCCUGCCUUGGCUGCUACAAUUCUGCUGAAGACUGACUGCAGAGAGAGGCAGAAUGUGUCAGAGGCCAGUUGCAAGGGUAGAAUAGACAUUGACUUUCUGGAGAGGCAGUUGUUUAUUCAACAAGACAGCAGAAGCCAUGAGGAGAAACAACCCACCAGCCUGCUACCAGUCAGAGAAACAGAAAACAUGCCACUGCCUGUUGAUUUAGCUUCUUGUUCUGCAGCGCCUAACUUGCUGGACCUUUUUGAAGGGAAAAGAGGGUCUGUGAUCUCAUUCGGUAUUGUAGAUGGAGCCUCUGAUAAGCUCGCCCUCAUUGGUGGAGCUAAAGGUGUCCUCGAGAAGAUGGCAGCAAACGGGCUCAGUCCAGACCUCAAAACUUUGACUCUGCUGGCUGACACCAUGGAGCCGAGCUACGCGGCUCUGCAGGUGCUGUUGAAGGAGUCCAAACAGCAUCACGUGAAGCUGGAUGUCGCGUUUUUUAACUCUGUGAUUCGCAGAACAGCCAGAGCUGGCAGCCUGGAGGAUGCUAAGGCUGUCCUGAGUGUGAUGCGACAGCGUAAUGUGAAUGUGGAUAUCCAGACAUUUGGAUGUCUUGCACUAGCGUGUGAUCGGCAGCAGGACGGUCUUCAGCUUCUCAAAGACAUACAGGACGCAGGUCUUAGACCGAAUGUCCAUGUGUUCUCUGCUCUGAUUGGCCGAGCAGGUCGUAGACUGGAUUAUGUUUACCUCAAAACAAUCCUGAAAAGCAUGCGUGACACAGAGGUGUGGCCUAAUGAGGUCAUCAUCAAACAGCUGGAGUUUGCUGCACAGUACCCUCCCAACUACAACCAGUACAAAUCCAGAAACAACUACCUAAUCCAGAUAGAUGGUUUCCGUGGUUACUACCAGCACUGGCUGCAAACUAUGCCUGUUCAAAGUGCUGAGGACGACCAGUCAGAUCUGCAGUCGGAGAUGGAUGAUGCAGUGCUGAAAACAGAAGCUGCAGAUGGAUUGACGCAGGCUCAGAGGAACCAGAAAGCUGCAGCCAGGAGGUAUCAUUCUCGUCACAGAGAUGAGAGACCAGCUCCAUGAAACCUCCCUGCAUGUCUGGAUUUUGUUUUGCAAACUCUGUAAAUCUGGAUGAACUUGGGUUGAAGGAGUGGCUUGUGGACUUUGUAUUUUCCUUGAAAAUAUUGAUGUUAUAAAUUUAUACCACAAUUUAAAUUAAUUGUUUGAUCUCUGACACAUUACACCAUACAUUUACUUUUAUGUUGUGUUAUUUAUUUUGAAAUGACCAUAAUUAAAUUAUUUUCAUUUUUCCUUUUUUCUAUUAUCGUUAUUUCAAACACUGUGGCUGGUUAGCCUCUGGGAGAAACAAUUUACCUUUAAUGAAACUGACAGCAGUAAUGUGCCACAAGUGAUGCACCCUGUGUUUGGUUAGCCAUGUUAUAAUGACAUAAUUAGAAAUGGGCUGCCCGCUAAAGAAACACUUAUUACGUUUUAUAAAAAAGACAUUUAAAAAAAUCCAGAGUAGGUUCAAAAUCUUGUCCAGAGAACUGUGCAGGGCAGUCCGAACAGCCGACUCCUGGUUUGUUGGUUUUAUCCUGGUUUUAUCCUUUUGCAUGGUGUCUUGGUUUGGAAAUAUGUCUCUUAAAAAUAAGAAUUGUCUGAACCAAAUAGAAGUUUGGAGUUUGUCUAGUAAGAUAACGAGAGAGCAGCAGAUGAAUCCUGACAUGCUGUUUUCCAGGCAGAUAGAAAUGUUGUCUGGAUCUAUUUUAAGAGACACCUCUCAUCCACUACAUUCCCAGUUCCAGCUACUUCAGUCAGGACACGGAUAGAAUGUCACAAUGCAAAACCAAAUGUUUUAAAAACAGUUUAUAUUUUAUAAACGAUAUCUAUACCUACUGCUACAAUUCUCCUUAAUAAAUAGAAAAGGUUUUAGCCUUUUAUGUUGUUGUUAUGGUGUAUAGAUAUGUAUUACAAUGUCACCAGGAGGCUGAGGCCCUGUACAGGCUCUUGAUAAAUGCAUUAAGGAUAUUAAUGACUGGAUGUGCCAUAACUUUUUCCAGCCAAACAAAAACAAAACUGAGGUAAUUGUCUUUGGAGCCAAAGAGAAAUGAUUACAGGUCACCACAAAGCUUCAAUCUAUACACCUAAAAACCACCAAACGGGCCAGAAAUCUGGGUGUAGUGAUGGACUCAGACCUACAUUUGGAAAAACACAUUAAGGCAAACAAAGUCAGCCUACUAUCACCUCAAGAAUAUAUCAAGGAUACAAGAUCACAUGUCUUAGCAGGACCUGGAAAAUAGUCCAUGCAUUCAUCUCUAGUAGCUUGAUUAUUGUAACAGCAUCUUUACAGGUUUACCUAAAAAGUCCGUUAGACAACUGCAGCUCAUCCAGAACUCUGCUGCUCCAGUCCUCACUAAGACCAGAAAAGUG